Molecule: messenger RNA, 1653 nt
Organism: Plectropomus leopardus (leopard coralgrouper)
Lineage: Eukaryota; Metazoa; Chordata; Actinopteri; Perciformes; Serranidae
Source: RefSeq, a predicted model, not a curated record
UUGGUCCAGGUGAUCAUCAACAACGCAGCUGGAAACUUUGUCUGUCCAUCAGAACGUUUGUCCCCAAACGGCUGGAAGAGCAUCACCGACAUCGUCCUGAACGGGACGGCCUUCGUGACCCUUGAGCUGGGCAAGAGGCUGAUCCAGGGUCAGAGAGGCGCGUCCUUCUUGGCUAUCACCACCAUCUACGCCGAGUCCGGGUCAGGCUUCGUGGUCCCGAGUGCGUCGGCGAAGGCUGGAGUCGAGGCGCUCUACAAGUCCCUGGCUGCAGAGUGGGGGCGGUACGGCCACAGGUUCAACAUAAUCCAGCCUGGACCGAUCAGAACCAAGGGGGCGUUUAGCCGUCUGGACCCGACCGGAACCUUUGAGAAGUCGAUGAUGAAUCGGAUCCCGACGGGUCGACUGGGAACACCAGCGGAGAUCGCAAACCUGGCAGCGUACAUGAGCAGUGACUACGCUACAUGGAUGUCCGGAGCUGUGAUUCGGUUCGAUGGAGGAGAAUACGUGUCGAUGGCUGGAGAGUUUAAUGAUCUGCGCAGGGUAACUCCGGACCAGUGGAAGAUCAUGGAGGCGAUGAUAAGAAGUACCAAAGGAUCCUAAAAACGCUAGCACUCCAAACUGAACCACAACAACCAAUCAGACCGGACUUCGAAGGUGGACCCGCCCACCAGUCGAUGUAAUGAAGUGGAGAAUCUGAUGAAAGUCUCCUUAAUUUUUCUUAAACGACUGAGCCUUAAUAACAGAAGACAAUGUUAGCUUGUAGCUGGGGAGGAAGUCAUGUGACUAACUGCACAUGCUCAGUGCAAACUCAGAUUCAUCAGUUUGAUAAUAAAACACUGAAGUUUCACUAAUACAAUGUUUCGGGUGUGGUACUAAAUAGCUAAACUGACCAUUUUAGAGGAUUUGAAACAGAAAUCAGAGAUCGGGGGUUCCCGAAAGUUUGAUAACGUUGUGCCUUCAUAUAAGCCAUCAUACAGCAAACAGAUUUUUUAAUGUACUACAAUACUAUGACUGUAUUUGCUAUUUGACAAGCUAUACUGUAAUUUUUUGGUCAGCGUGCUAUACUUUUUUGAAUGUUUUGUACAACAACAAUUCUGUGCCAUUUUUUCGACCUGCUUUAUUGUGUUUUUGGCAGUUUUUUCUUUACAUGCUAAAUUAUGACGUGUAUAGACGAGCCAUAAUAUGUCAUUUUCAACCAUUUUUUCAACAUGCGUUACUAUGAUGUUUUUAGCCUUUAUUUCAACAUAGUGUACUAUGACUUGUCUCAACAUGCUAUAUUAUGUCAUUUUCAGAAGUUUUUUUGAAAAACAUGAAAUUUUGACAUGUCCAAAAAUUGUCUGAAAACGACAUAUUAAAGCUUGUAGAGUCGUGUCAUAGCACACAAUGUCAACAAAAUUGGCAAAAAUCACGUACAAAAACUGCUUUUUUGGCAAUGUAAUAUAGCAUUUUGGGUCAUGUUUUCAACAUGCCAUAUUAUGGUGUUUUUGGCUGUUUUUGCAACUUUCUAUGCCAUGGCGUGUCUGGUUAGGGUUAGGGUGGUCUAAUUUGGAAGGAAUGUUUUUAAAAAGAAAUUACUGAUCCAAUUAAUAUAAGCUAUAGCCAUAUAAAGUUUUGUGCCCCUCCCAUAAGCACAAAUAAAAAAAACCAAAAGUC